Molecule: messenger RNA, 4773 nt
Organism: Schistocerca gregaria
Lineage: Eukaryota; Metazoa; Arthropoda; Insecta; Orthoptera; Acrididae
Gene: par-6
Product: partitioning defective protein 6
Exons: 6
Coding region: 414-1388 (324 amino acids)
Biological process (GO): centrosome cycle
Molecular function (GO): protein binding
Source: RefSeq, a predicted model, not a curated record
UACAGAUGUCUCUGUAGACUACGGCCAUAGUCAAAGUUAGGUUAGAUACACAGUUUCCGAUAACUAGAGAUAGUCGCUAUGUUACCAAAAGUUUGAAAGAUGCUAGCUAAAUCUAUCAGACUUUAUUCUGACACGUAGGUUAUUGUACAUGUGAGCAGCUGACGAUGGUAUCGGACAGUGACAACUUCAUCAGUUCCAACAACCGCGUCUCUGACUGUGUGUGUCUGAGACUACAGCAGGUGCCUCUUGUGACGUCAUGUGUACACUCAUUGCGUUAGUUGCCGACGGUGAUUGAAUCAGUAAUGUGAAGUAAAUUUCGUGUGUUUGUAAUUUUAUUUUACUUUAAAUACAAGAUAGUGAGAAUGCGCUUUUCGUACUGUGUGUUUGUGAAGUGAAGCUUAAAUGUUAUCGAAAUGUCAAGGAGUUCCAAGACACAACAUAAAGUUGACAGCGGUACUGUCGAGGUGAAAAGUAAGUUUGAUGCUGAGUUCCGCCGUUUCUCAGUUAACCGGGAUGAGAUGCGUCGGUAUGACGACUUUCGGCAGCUAGUGGAACGACUACAUCAUUUGUCAGACGUCCCAUUUCUGCUUUCAUACACUGAUCCACGUGAUGGAGACCUACUUCCCAUCAACAAUGAUGAUAAUCUGGGACGUGCUUUACUGAAUGCACGGCCUCUUCUGCGGCUAAUAGUGCAACGAAAAGGAGAAAGUCUGGAAGAAUUAAAUGGUUAUGGGACAUACAAACCAAGAAACCUGAUUUCCACCAUUCUUGGUACUCCCAGCAAACCCAAGACUCAUCUUGCCAUCUCUAAUCCACAUGAUUUCAGGCAGGUGUCUGCAAUCAUUGAUGUGGAUGUAGUCCCAGCAACAUAUCGCAGAGUCCGGCUGCUGAAGCAUGGCUCUGAUAAGCCACUUGGUUUUUACAUUCGUGACGGCACAUCUGUGCGAGUAACUCCCCAAGGGCUUGAGAAAGUACCUGGAAUAUUCAUUUCACGCCUUGUACCAGGUGGCCUUGCUGAGAGUACAGGACUUCUUGCUGUCAAUGAUGAGGUGCUUGAGGUCAAUGGUAUUGAAGUCAAUGGGAAGACUUUAGACCAGGUCACAGAUAUGAUGGUAGCGAACAGCUCAAAUCUGAUAAUCACAGUAAAACCUGCAAAUCAGCGUACAGUGGCAGCUCCUCGGCGUGGUUCUUUUUCGAGAAAUUCUCAGUUAUCAUCAGGCAGCCAACAGUCAACAGCUACAACUGGGUCAGAUGAUGAUCGAUAUGACCAGGAUGAGAUUGUGGAUAUGACGGGUGGCAUGUCACUAGAAGGCGAUGAUAUAGAUGGAACCCAUCACCAAACACAUUCUCAGGGAUUACGUCCAGAUGAUGGUGUUCUUCACCUUUGACUUUCUGCCUGUAAGGUGAUUGCCAGAAAGGUGACUGCAGGUGACUGACUGCUUCUGAUGGCUGUGCAAUGUAUAAGUGCUCGAUGUGAAUUGAAAUGAACAUGUCACCAGCCUUUACAAGCAUACCAGAAACAAGGUUUGCUCUCAGCGUGUACAUAGCUGACCCACAGCCAAAUAUGGCUUUGGGCACAACUUUUUUACUGCUGUCCUUUAUUUAUCGCCUUGCAUUCCGUUUUAUCUAGUAUUUUUAGAUAUCUAUUGCGUAUUUUAUUUUUGUGUAUCUUAUUAAGUAAAACAAAAGUAAGUACUCAUGAUGGUUAUGUACAUGACUGGCAGUCACUAUCAAAUAUCCUGCAGGUAUUGUUUCUAAAUACUUCAUUUGUGUCCUGUUCCCUUCUGUGAAGUUGGAACAUCUCAGCAACAAUAACACCACCACAACACUCAGCAUCUUCCUGGUUGUCGUUAAGCUAGCGAUUUUUUUCUUUUUUUAAAAUCUCUGACCUUCAUCAUACCUAGGAAGAUAUAAAUGGUUCAUAAAAUAUUUCUUUGGCAAUUUCCUGUUGCUUAAGAAAGAAACAUAAGAAGUUUGAAAUAUUGCUGGCAGCCUCUGAUUGAUUGAUUAGGGCAAAUGAGAGACAUGGAUUCAUUUUUGAUGCUGGCAUUUCUAAUUCCAUAAUUGCUGAGAUUAUCUGACAUAAUAGUCUUUUUGAAAAGGUAUUUAGUGUCAAUAUUAUCCUUCCAGGCACCUGACUGGUGUGUCUAUUGAAUAAUUCCAUCCUAUGAAAUUAAAAUAGAUUUUAUAAAAAGACUUUUAAUGAACUUGUGUGUGUAAGAUGUUAUUUUCUCAUAGAAGAUCAUUUACUUGUUAAAAAAUGAAACAUUUCUAAAGUAUAUCUAUAAUAUUUUUGUAUGUAGUAGUCUAUUGCAAGCAGUAUGUUAAUAUUUCAGAGUAUUAUUGUUGCAAUAUGUAGUGUCUUUAAAUAUGAUAAAUUUAAACAGAUGAUGUUAUUUAUGAACUUAACAGUUCACUCAUUGUAAGUACAGCAGUUUGUUUCAGUGUGUGUGCAUUAAUUGUUGAGUUCUUGUGCAAAGUUCAGUAAGAACUGUUAUUUUUUAAUCUAAAGAGGUUUUAUUCUAACCAAAUUACUGAAAUAUACAAAUAUAGAGGUUAAUAUUGGCUUUAGAAUGUAAUGUUAUCAAAACCACUUCAUCAUAAGCAAACAGUUAGUAUUAUUUGCUACAAUGAUAUAAAUUAUUAAACUGGCAAAGCGAAUCUGAACUAACCAUUAAGAAAUUUGUUGUUCUUGUACUUGCAAAUUGAAUCACAAGUUAAUACAUCAACCCACUGCGGGUUACUGCCUUACUAGAGGCCUACAGUGCAAAAUGCACACUGACUGAUCUGUAUCCAUCCAGAAUUACCAAUAGUCAUCCGUCCCAUCGAUUUUAAAUAGUGUAUGUACUACAUGCAGACUUAAAGGUGGCACUACUUAUAUUUGGCUUUACUGUACUAUCAUCAUGAAAUAUUCUGAUGCUUUAGAUAAAUGUGUAUUGUGUGAUAAUAGUGAAUAUACAUCUGAACAACUGCUGUUCCCUAAGCUCAAACAACAAUGGAACUCUAGUGUGCAUUUAAAGAUUAAAUUUACUGGAACAAUACAGAAUAAAUGGAAAAGCAAAUGCUGUGUAGUAAGUUUCCCUGCCUUUCUUCUUUGUUGUGAAACACUGUACCUUUGAAAUAAGCCUGGAGGAUGCUGCGGCAGAAUUUUUAGAAGUGUGAUGUUGUCUUCCUCAAUUCUGAUUGUUUGUACAGACAUUUUGAUCUUUCCUUUUACAUGGUGUUUUUACAUCACAUCUAGUCCUGCUAGGAGCUGCAAUACUGUAUGUUCCAUCAGUCUUAAAGAAACUGCCUCAUCUGUAAUGUGAGUUGAUGUAGUUUUGGAGGUACUUGACACUGUUCUGUGGUUGUAUUUGGCUGCACAUAUAAGGUUCACUAAGGGCACGAAGAUUGUACAUGUGCCAUUCCAAUGUUAUCCCUGGUAAGUCACACAUUUUCAUUUGUACAACAGCUAAAACAGCAAUGGUUUAUAUCACUGGUUCUUAUAGAUAUUCUGUGUGUUUUUGAAGACAUUAUCACAUCUUGUUUUACAGCAACAAUAUUUACUGUGGUUACAGAAAAUGGCAGGCUUUGCAUCCAUAAUUUCAGAAGAAUUUGUUGCUAUCUCAAAAAUAAUUACAUAAUGUGUUAAGUUAUUAUGUAUACAGAUUCAGGCUUGAAAGAAUUGCAGGUAUUAUCUUUUGUUGUAGGCAUUUUUAUUGCAGUAUUAAGGAAACUAUGAGAGAUGAAAAGCGGCCUGGUGUUUGUCUAACCAUCUGACACUGUGGCAGUUCAAUACAUUUAAUAAUAUUACACAUUUAUAUGAGAAAGGUGCACAUCCAUUACAUAAAACAAAAGCAGGUGGUAGCUUCUCUGUUGUCAGUAAUUGUACUGAAUGUCACUGUUACCCAUUGCCUUAAAUCUUCUAGCAAAAUUUUCUUAAUGUAUCAAUAAACUAUGACGAUCAGUAGAGAAGCUUCAUCUGAAACAUUUGUUUUAUUACUAAUUUGUUUGAAAUAAUCAGUCUCAUCAAACUGUUGUCUCCUAUGAAAGUUAUAGACUAUAUUUAAGUACAGUUACGAUGAACUGAUGCACCAUUCAAAAUAAAUUGGUGGCAGAAUACUGAGUAGCGUUUGUUAGCAUGUCGAAGACCUACUCUGCCAGCUUGCAGAAUGAAAGUGUGACCAGUGUGAUAACAGUGGCUGUUAAUGGAGAAACAUGCAGUUUGGGGAGCUAUUUCUUUCUUUUUAGUGCAGAAAGGAAAAUCCAAACAAAAAAUAAAAGGCGAUUUUUUAGCAUUGUCAAUCUGAAGCACUCCAAAUUUGAUGGUACAAUAAUUCUUACUUAUGUUUGCAUGUGUUGUUCAUUGAAAAUGCUGUCACCUCAGUGAUUCAGCAACAUUUAUCUGAGAGCUUCAGAUUAAUUGUUUGUUUUGCAGAGUUGUUCCUUCACAACAAACAAUACAGAUGUACUUAAGUAUUUUUUAUGACAUUCCAAAAGUAGUCAAUAACUGUGGUGAAUGUAAUGUUUUUAUUAUUUUGGAAUAUAACAUUUAAAAGGCAGCUGGCAUUUGUGUACUGAUGUUCUUGUAUAUGUGUGUGUGCGCGUGUGUGCAUGUGUGUGUAAAGAAGCAACCAACCAACAUUAAAAAGUGUAAAAUUUAUAAGUUCAUCUAUGAACUGUUGAAUGUGUCUAUUUACAAUGUAUAUGCCUUUGCUAUUCCAAAUCAAAAUGAAGAUACAGAAAUGUACAUUUUUACUUGUCAAUAAAAUUUACAUGAAUUUCUGUACUCUA